This is a messenger RNA of Ostrinia furnacalis (Asian corn borer), 1294 nucleotides long. RefSeq names its product neural retina-specific leucine zipper protein. NCBI's taxonomy places the organism in Eukaryota, Metazoa, Arthropoda, Insecta, Lepidoptera, Crambidae. Gene Ontology annotation, molecular function: DNA-binding transcription factor activity, RNA polymerase II-specific; RNA polymerase II cis-regulatory region sequence-specific DNA binding. The transcript has a single exon. The coding region runs from base 25 to 924 and encodes 299 amino acids. Gene Ontology annotation, biological process: regulation of transcription by RNA polymerase II. Gene Ontology annotation, cellular component: nucleus. The record is from RefSeq and is a predicted model, not a curated record.
CCGGCGCGCGCCCCGCACGGCCCCAUGGUGGAGCACGCGCUCGUCGACUGCUCCCAGGCGAGCGCCAUGCAGACCGUCCCGCCGCCGCAGCGCGAGGCCGACGGCGACCAGCUCGCCGACGAGUAUGUGCAGAACUUCGAGCUCGACCACCUGGAGGACCACCACCUCGUGAAGCGUGAGCCGCUGCGCAGCGGCUGGCACGAGCUCAUGGAGACCCCGCCGGCCUGCGCGCGCGCCUGCCGCCCCUGGCCCGACGCGGGGCCCUACCCGCAGCCGCACGUGGCCAUCGCCGUGGACCCCAGCACGCCGCCCGAGACGCCGCCCGCGCCCGUGGGCCGCAGCCCGUGCCGCGCCGCGCUCGUGGACGACGUGCUGUGGCUGCCGCACAUGCGGGAGCCGCUCGACAUGCGCACCGUGCCCUGCGGCAACUUCGAGGACUGGGACCGCCGCGAGUGGCGCGAGCAGGACCACCACAUGCAGCAGGUGGCGCUGCGGCCCGCCAGCUCCUGCUCGGCCGUGUCGCCGCGCACCGGCCAGCACCAGUCCUACCCCGGCUCGUCGUGCGGCGACGACCUCAUCAGCGACGACCUCCUAAUGACUCUGAGUGUGCGUGAACUGAACAAGCGGCUGCACGGCUUCCCGCGCGAGGACGUGACGCGGCUGAAGCAGAAGCGGCGCACGCUGAAGAACCGCGGCUACGCGCAGAAUUGCCGCAGCAAGCGGCUGCAGCAGCGCCAGGAGCUGGAGCUGACCAACCGCUCGCUGCAGGACGAGCUGCACGUGCUGCAGCUGCAGGUGGCGCGCGUGACGCACGAGCGCGACGUGCUGAAGCAGCGGCUGGCGCUGGUGGGGCGCGAGCACGCCGUGCCGCAGCACGCGCCGCCCACGCCGCACUCGUCGCCCGAGUUCUUCUCGGAGCUGUGACGGCAGGGCGCGGCGCCGCGCGCCGGCGCCUCCGCCGCAGCCUCCUCCGCCUGCGCCUGGCAGCGAUACUGAAGGCGCGCGCGACACGACUCUCGUGCUUUUGUUAAGUUUGAAAUUUAAUUAUCAUCGGUUCCAGUUUAUAGUUUUCUUUAUCAUUAUGGUGGAACAAUUUAGCCGAGAAUUCCGUCGGGAAGGCUACUGAAACACCGUGUUAAAUGUAUGGUUGUGUCGUAAAUUUAUGCAUAUGCAUAGCUUCGUUAAAGUAUAAUGUGUACUAUUAAAAUUAUACAUAAGUUGAUACUAUGACUCAAACAACUGAUUAAUCUAAUAAUUGUAAAUAGAUACAUUUAAAAAACAAAAAUAUCUAUAG